AUGACUUGUAUUCUCCUUAUACUUUUGGUGCCACUUUCUUCGAGUUUUUUGUGUUCCAAAGGCUGUUCUUCAUGUAUGGCAGACUACACUUGUAACACAACAUGUUCAGAUACAUUUGAUGACGACCACACUUGUAACUUGUGUAAAUGGAGUUCACCAAGUGCAUUAAACCCUGAAGCAUAUCUCAUGAAUUCAGAAGGGCAGUGUCUUAAGUCAAAUUCAAUAUUAAGUAAAAACAGGUGGAUGCCCGAUGAUCAGUACAUCCAAGAAAUCUUUCCAAAUAUUCCCACUCCCAUAUUAUUAGACUUAAAUACACCACUUGAUUACAGUUUUUGUCGAUAUCCAAUGAAAUACCGAGUUGGUAAAUGGUUCAAGCUUAAUAUGACUCCUAUCAAAAACAAUUACAUGUACGCUAUUGUUGAUAAAAAUCGUGACGAUGUUUCCAUGUCAAUGGAUAUCACUAACUCCAAAAGAGAUGCAAAGAGUGGGAAUUGUAUGGCUCAUACUUCUUCACCAAUGUCAUCACGUAAUGUUAUAAUAAAGGGAAACUUUUUUCAUUCUGAUUAUGUCAAUAACGGCACACAAGAAAUCGUUUUCACAUUUUUCAUAUCAACAGACACAGUGAAAACAAUUAACGCAACUUUAACAGUGACAUUUUCAGUGUUUCAAUUAAAAGAUAACACAACAAUAAUUUCACAAAAAGAAACAGAUGAAAUGGUAAAGAAUUUGUCGAUUGUGAGAGAAGUGAAAUACUCGUUUGACACUAUUGGAAUAUAUUACUAUCCAACUUGUAUGCCAACUUUUCUUUCAAAGAUUGUGAUUUUUACCAUCACUUUUGAUGCUAAUUAUUCACUUCUUCUCUCCACAAAAAGAUCAAACAAAUUGAAUUACUUCCUUUUAAAUAAAAUUAUAUUCACUAAUGAUUCUUUAAUUGCUUUAUGUGAAAGACUGUGGAGUGGUUCAAAGGUGUCGACGCUUGAAUCAGAACAAGAGGGAAUAUUAGCAAAUAUUCAAGGAGCUAAAAAUGAAAGAAAAUUUUCAUUAUUUACACAGGAUUAUUACUCAGAUGUUUUAUUUACAUAUCAAGUCAUUUGCCCAAAUCACUGUAACGCGGAGAAUGGACAAGGAGAGUGUGUAACAAGUGAAGCAAAGUGUGUUUGCAAGAGUGGAUAUGGUGGAGAUGAUUGUCAUUUGUUGUGUUAUUAUCAUGACAAUUGGCAAGUUAAAGAUCACGACGAUUUGUGCUACUUUGGAUCAAAUGGGUGUGAUCAAUAUUGUAAAUGUGAGAGUGGAUAUACUCUUCAAAACAAUUUAUGUGUAUCAAAUUAUUGUCAUGAUGACAACAAACUUGAUAUUGAAGAGUGCAAACGAAGUGAAUAUGGGUGUGCUCAAAACUGUUACUGUGACACUGCAAACGGGUUUUUCUUUAAUAAUACUAGUUUUAAGUGUCAAUCCAUCAAUUGUGGGAAUAAUAAAAUUGAUCAAGUUCAUUGGGGUACAAAAAGUCUCAAAGAUGAAGAAUGUGAUGGUGGUGUGAACUGUAAUGAUCAAUGUUUGUGUAUAAAAGGAUAUAUCACCAACCCCGAAGAAACAACAUCAUGUAAACUCAAAUCAAUUGGUGGAGGAGCAAUAGCUGGUAUUGUUAUUGGAGGAAUUGUAUUUGUUGUGAUUUUGAUAACUAUUAUAAUAACAGUUAUUCUACUUGUUCUUAAUUACAAACAAAUAGACAUUGAAGUGUUUAGAGAACAACAACCAACGUACUAUUAUUAUAUCAACGGCUCUGUCAAUUGUGAACCAAACAAAGAAUCCAAAUUUGAAGUUGAUCCUGAACAACUCGACUUUGGAAACUCGACUAGUGCGACUGCUAUUAUGGACACUCGAUACGAGAAUAUACAAGUUAAAAAUAGAAGUAGAAACAAAUAUAUGAUGGUCAUAUUUCACACACCAAAUACUCCAAAAUAUGUGUUUCACUUUGAUCCACAAGUUGCUAUAAUGAGACCAAGAGCAAGUGGUUACGUCACAUGUUAUAUGACAUUAUAUUGUACAACUAAAUUGAAAGGAAUGAAAAUCCCAUACACCGUUUGGUUCUCUCACAGUCGUGGAACUCUCAAUGAAAUAGCUCUGUUGUUAAAAGACAAGAACUUUGAGACAUGGAAUAAUUCUGACCAAAGAAAUAUGGACAAACUCUCAAAAAGCGUCUUAAAAAAAUACCACCACAACUUAAUUUUGGCCACAGAUGCGGCGAGUUCGACACAUAUUGAUAUGGACGAACUUUCUAUUUCAGAGAAGCCAAUAGCAGAAGGAGCGAUGGGACGAGUGUAUAUGGGGAGUUAUCGAAGUGUUGCAGUUGCUGUGAAGCAGUUUCGAUGGGAGAAAUUGGAUGAAGACGAAGUUGCUGAGUUGAAGAAGAAUGUUGUUGCUGAGUGUGAGAUGAUGGCAAAGCUGAGGAAUCCGUUCAUAGCGAGUUACAUUGGGUCAGUGACAUACAUCCCACAAGUGUCGAUGGUCAUCCAAUUCUUCAUUCUUGGCUCACUUGGUGAAUAUUUGCGACAAGAGAAAGAAGACUAUGUCAAGAUGCCAUACAAAUUGAAAGUGCGGAUGUUGUUUGACACAUCACGUGGAAUGCAAUUUCUUCAUGAGAACAGAAUCAUGCACUUGGACUUGAAGCCCGACAAUUUGUUGGUCAACUCACUUGACUGUAACAGCGCAUGUACUAUCAAAAUCACAGACUUUGGAACAUCGCGAUUCAAAAAGAAAUCAAUUACUAACAGCGAAGACAAGGGACUUGGCACACCUAUCUAUGCAGCACCUGAGACUUUCAAAGACGAAUACACGUUUGCUGGUGAUGUCUAUUCAUUUGCUAUCACAGCAUGGGAACUCUAUUACCAAGUCGAACCAUAUGCACAACUUAAAUCGAUAUUCGACAUCAAAAGACACGUCGAAGAAGGAAAAAGACUCUCUUUUGAUCAAAACAUCCCGACUCUAUACAAAAAUAUGAUUAUGGAAUGCUGGAGAGCUGAUCCUAAAGAUCGCCCUUCCUUCGAUCAAGUGUGUAACAGUAUCGUGAAAAUAGACGAAGACGUUAACAAUCAUUUAGAAGAAGGAAAUCAGAACGAAAAAAUUGUUGAAAUUGUUAACAAACGAACAGACAGAAUACAAAAGCAGAUUAAUAGUAUUUCAGAGUAA
Entamoeba invadens IP1 is the source of this 3186-nucleotide messenger RNA. Its product is annotated as serine-threonine protein kinase, putative. The transcript is spliced from 3 exons. Gene Ontology annotation, molecular function: protein kinase activity; ATP binding. NCBI's taxonomy places the organism in Eukaryota, Evosea, Mastigamoebida, Endamoebidae. The record is from RefSeq and is a predicted model, not a curated record. Gene Ontology annotation, biological process: protein phosphorylation. The coding region runs from base 1 to 3186 and encodes 1061 amino acids.